AAAAAUUCAGCUCGCACUUGCAAAGGUUAGUUUCAUUAUUUAAAAAGUAAAACCAAUGGAAAAUGUCUUCAGUAUCUUGAUAAUACAAACAGUUGACAUUUUCAGUCUGAGUAGUUCUGUGAUCUCUGAUACUGUUUUGUGAAACCCAGGUGCUUCCAGUCUUGUGCUCUGCUGUUUGUGUCUAUAUAAAAAUUUCAGAUAUUUAAAACAUUUGGUUUUACUGUUUCUGCUGGUGACACGUAGCACCAUUUGCACAUUUACUGUUUGAAAACAUAUUUUAGAAUGAAAAUGCAUGCAGAUUUUUGCCUUUUCAGUGACAAAACAAUUUUGCAGUGAAUAAAGGAAAGAUUGAGGAACUAAACUCUACAGCUAUUAAUGGUAAUUCGGCUGGGGGCCACCCCUGUCAGCCUGAGCUUGCUCUCUGUCCAGGUUUAUGCUGCUUCUUCAGAGAAGACUUCCAAAAAGGAAUUGCUGAAAACUGAGGAGCUGUCACUGUACUCCUCCCCAGCUCGUGAGACUAAAUAUGUGGAGAAUCCCAAAACCGACUUGGAAGAGGGGGUUUCCCAUUUGCGGCAUAUUAUGGAGCCAUAUACAGCCUGGUGUCAGGAUCUUUAUGCCAAAGCUAAGCCCACGUUAGAAAAAGCUGUUGAGCAUGGUAGAGAGGGCUAUGAAUUUCUCCAAAAACCGCCUGCUGGAUUUUAUCCAAGACUUGGUGUGAUAAGUUUUGCUGGAAUUAUUGGAUUGUUUCUUGCUAGAGGCUCAAAAAUAAAGAAGUUGGUGUAUCCUGCAGUUCUCAUGGGUAUUGGUACCUCCAUGUAUUACCCUCAGCAAGCGGUUGAUAUUGCAAAGGUUGCUGGCACACAGCUGUAUGACUGGAGUCUUCAAGGAUAUAUUGCUGUAGAAGCUCUUUGGAAGGAUAAUCCUAAGAAGAAGAAAUCAGGGGAAAAAGGUGAUAAGGGUGAUGCAGUAGGUGACAAGCCCCUGGAAGUCCAUGCUGCUUCAAAUAAAGAGCAAAACCACAAGUAGAAUGCUACAUCAGCUGGCAUCAAAGAGGUGAAUGAAAAUAUAGAUAUGAGCAACAAUUUCCCAAGAAAAAGAUUAAAACCAUCUGAAUCCAUUUUGAAUGUGACUAAUCUGCCUUCUGCCUCAGGACAGUCUGAUGAUCUGCUGCUCAGGCUUCUGGUAUGGCUUCUGUGAAAGGACACUACGUGUUUUGGGUCAGUCUUGAGACUUCAUCCUGUGUUCUGCAGUGGGACUCAAGUCUGCCCAUGCCUGUCCCAUUGCAGGAUCAACAUUGCAAGUAGCAAGUCUCAAAAUCCCUCGGUCUCUUUAUUAUUUAUAUAUAAAAUAAAAUUCCAAUUACAGAAAAUGGUCCAUUUUU
This is a messenger RNA of Sturnus vulgaris (Common starling), 1381 nucleotides long. It is a transcript of the gene APOO, whose product is annotated as apolipoprotein O. Gene Ontology annotation, biological process: cristae formation. The record is from RefSeq and is a predicted model, not a curated record. Gene Ontology annotation, cellular component: MICOS complex. Lineage: Eukaryota; Metazoa; Chordata; Aves; Passeriformes; Sturnidae.